AUGGUGACAACGAAAAGGGGACGAGGACGGCCGAAAUCAACAGUGCCACCGUCACAGGAAACUCUCACUAACUUGAAGACACUUGAGCCUGAAUCAAGUAACACCACUAUUAGUGUUCAGAAACCUGGGAAUGUUUCAGGAACCAUCGCCGGAGAAGACAAAGCUACUACAAAUGCGCUGGCGAGAGAGAACAGUGAAACCCUAACAGAACCGUCAAAAACCCAAACUGAAGAACGUAAACCAUGGGUUGAUGUAAUCAAUGACAACCGGAACCCUGCAAGAGGAAUGUCAAUAGAAUAUGUUGCGCCAAAGCUCAUCAAUGGAAUGAUUGAAAUUGACAUUGAACAAGAAGAUAUUGAAACAGAAAUACAAUUUUGGGAUAAUGCUCUAAUCCUUUAUGUUGUGAGGGAUGACCUGAGUAUAAACACGGUGAAGAACUUUAUGCAGAGAAUGUGGAAUUUCGUGAAGAUGCCAGAUUUGUAUUAUCAUGAUGACGAAUAUUUUCUGAUCAGAUUUAGCUCCCAAGAAGACAAGGAAGCAGUCAUGAUGAAAGGGCCUUACACGAUUCAAAACAUGCCCCGUGAUAUUGAAGGAAUGGCAAACUGGUUUCAACUUAAAAAAGGAUCUGCUAAGAACCUUACCUAUUUGGGUCAAACUUCCCCAACUUCCCCUCAUCUAUGGGGGGCAAAACGUCUCAGCAAAAUUGGAAGCGCUAUUGGCAAACCGUUGGUGACUGACGAAUGCACUGCAAAUAAACUUCGUGUCUCAUAUGCAAGAUUACUGAUUGAGGUAGACAUUACACAACCUCUGAUUGAUGAAAUAACCAUUAGGAAUGUUGAAGGCGAUAUAAUAAUGCAGCCUGCGAGUUACGAAUGGAAACAAAAAUUCUGUGAUACAUGUCAGAAAAUAGGGCAUAAAUGUGAAGAGCGUGGGAAGAAGCAACAAUGGAAACCAAAGCUCAAGCCACCUAAAAUGUCCACCAACAUAACGCCUGGAAAACCACCAGAAAGAGAGGAAACAACAGGAAUCAGAAGUGAUUCUUGGACAAGAGCACGGAAGUCUGUUAGGGAUAAAGGUAAAAUUAUAGCUAUUGAUACAAACAACAACAUCAACUGUAACAAUGGUUUUGAGGCACUUGAGGUUUUGAAUGACCAUCAAGUGACCAUCAGCCUCGAACCAUGUUAG
This is a messenger RNA of Lathyrus sativus (Indian pea), 1185 nucleotides long. The record is from the annotation of a GenBank genome assembly. NCBI's taxonomy places the organism in Eukaryota, Viridiplantae, Streptophyta, Magnoliopsida, Fabales, Fabaceae.